This is a messenger RNA of Episyrphus balteatus (marmalade hoverfly), 1883 nucleotides long. Its product is annotated as glucose dehydrogenase [FAD, quinone]-like. Gene Ontology annotation, molecular function: flavin adenine dinucleotide binding; oxidoreductase activity, acting on CH-OH group of donors. The record is from RefSeq and is a predicted model, not a curated record. The transcript is spliced from 2 exons. Lineage: Eukaryota; Metazoa; Arthropoda; Insecta; Diptera; Syrphidae. The coding region runs from base 1 to 1857 and encodes 618 amino acids.
AUGAACAGAUUUACAAGCUGCCUCUUGCUGGCACUUGUGCUAUGUAGUUUUAUAAAAUUUGGUGUUAGUCAGAGCAUUGAGGAGAUUUUCAAAUUGGGUGAAGAAGCUUAUAAUAAUGAGAAAACAAGGCCAGUUUAUUUGCCAUCACAAAAUGAAACUUUUGAUUUUAUAAUUGUUGGAGCUGGACCAGCAGGUUGUGUUUUGGCUAACAGACUGUCUGAAAAUCCCAACUGGAGUGUAUUCCUGAUCGAAGCUGGUUCCACAGAAAAUAUUGUACAUGAUAUGCCUGCAUUGACUGGUUAUCUACAGCAGACAGAAUCAAAUUGGAAUUAUAGAUCGACUCCACAGAAGAACGCAUGUUUUGGUAUGAACGAGAAUAAGUGUGCUCUUCCGAGAGGAAAACUUCUGGGUGGAUCAAGUGGGAUCAAUUUUAUGAUCUAUAAUCGAGGAAAUCGAAAGGAUUUUGACAAAAUGGCAGAAGCAGGUAAUGUUGGAUGGUCGUAUGAAGAAGUUCUGCCAUAUUUCAAACUUUCCGAAAGAGCUGAUUUAGAGGAUUUAAGGUAUUCUCCAUAUCACAAUUCGUCGGGUUUGCAAAAUGUCGAAUAUGUUAAAUAUCGAACUCCGAUGGCUGAUGCUUUUUUUAGAGGAUCAUUAGAACUGGGUUAUCGAGGCGUUGAUUAUAAUGGAGAGUCUCAGCAUGGAACUUCAUAUAUUCAAGCCACAACUUUAAAUGGACAUAGACACACUGCAGCGAGAGCAUUUAUCUUGCCAUUUGUGAAUCAGAGAAGAAACUUGCAUGUGCUAACUUUUGCCACGGUUACCAGGGUCUUAAUUGAUGAUAAUCUGUCAGCGUAUGGAGUUGAAUUUGUCCACAGAGAUAAGAUCUAUACAAUCAAGGCUAGAAAGGAAGUCAUAUUGUCUGCGGGUACUUUCAAUUCGCCGCAACUAUUAAUGUUAUCAGGGAUUGGUCCAAAAGAUGCACUCGAUUCAGUUGGCAUCAAGCAAUUAGUUGAUCUUCCAGUUGGAAAGGUAAUGUAUGAUCAUAUGUCCCAUGUUGGACCAACUUUUACCACAAACUCAACUGGAUCUACACUUUUUGUCGAUCGAAUAACUGAUGAAGAUAAAGCAAGGUACCAAGCAGGAGAUCCUACAACAAGAAUAUCCACACUAGGUGGCGUGGAAGCAUUGACCUUCAUCAAAGUACCCAACUCUAGUACAAAUGACGAUCGACCUGAUGUUGAAUUACUUUUUGUAUCUUCCAGUUUAGCAAGUGAUUAUGGAACUGCUUUCAAAGAAGGUGCCAAUUUCAAGGAUGACAUAUAUACAAGAGGAUUUAAGGCUUUGGAAGGAAGGGAACAUUUUACAAUAAUCGUAAUGCCCUUCCAUCCUAAAUCAACUGGCAGACUUUGGUUGAAAGAUAGUAAUCCUUUUACUCCACCAGUAAUCGAUCCUAAUUAUUUUGCUGAAGAUGAAGAUGUUGAAGUCAUGUUGGCUGGAAUCAAAGAAGCUCUUCGAAUUGCUGAAACAACUGCUAUGAAAAAUAUCAAUGCAACUUUGUUCACUCAGAAGAUUCCUGGUUGUGAGGAAUAUGAAUUUGGAUGUGAUGAUUAUUGGAGAUGUUCAAUUAGAGUAUUGUCCUAUACUCUUCAUCAUCAAGUAGCAACUUGCAAAAUGGGACCUUCAAAUGAUGCAACUGCGGUUGUAAGUCCGCAGUUAAAGGUGUACGGAGUGAGAAAAUUGAGAGUUGUCGAUACAAGUGUGCUGCCAGUACCACCUACGGCUCAUACAAAUGCUGCUUCAUUGAUGAUUGGAGAGAAAGCAGCCAAUAUGAUCCGCAUUGAGUGGAGGGAAAACUAGGAUCUAUAUUGACUUUUACUUAUUAU